Messenger RNA from Quercus lobata, 1511 nucleotides. RefSeq names its product kelch domain-containing protein 3-like. The record is from RefSeq and is a predicted model, not a curated record. Gene Ontology annotation, molecular function: protein binding. The transcript has 4 exons. The coding region runs from base 985 to 1431 and encodes 148 amino acids. Lineage: Eukaryota; Viridiplantae; Streptophyta; Magnoliopsida; Fagales; Fagaceae.
CUCUCCAUAUUUGUUAUAUUUGCAAUAAAAGUAUGGCAAUGAUGAGAAUCAGGAAACCGGGGGAAAAGCUUGUUUUUUUUAUCACCUUCUUUUAGCCACAAAGCUCUUGAUUUUUUUUUUUUUUUCCUCCAAGAGAUCUCCAUUACAUUGUUUUUUCCAAGGUAGCCUUCACCUCCACCAUUUUUUAUCUAUCUCCCAUCCACUGUUCCUUUUCUCCUCCAUCAACCUAAGAUCAUUUAGUAGGUUUAUCUUCCUAAUCCCCACAUUUCCAAAUACUUUAUUGUUCCAUAACUUCAAAUCUUGUUUCAGAGUUUGCAAUUUGCUAGUUAGAACAAAACUAGGAGUAACCUGGAAACUAUAACUCUGCCACCAGCCUCUAACCUUGUCCGCAAAACCAUCCUUUCAAAGCCACGAGUUCUCGAAUUCAAAAUGAGUUUUAUUUUCUGUUACACUUCUUUUUAUAAAAUUAUGCCAUUGUUGAGUAUCUUGUUUCAAUUUUUCUUUGCGUUCUUGUUAAAUCUGUGGAAUUAUCAAGGUUUGACAUUGAUUAUUAUUAUUAUUAUUUUUUUGCAUACUUAUUUUAUUUUAGUAGUCUUUUCUGGGAUGGCCUUGAAUAUCUUUUUGUUAGAUUGUUAUCGGUGUUAUUUUUCAUUGAUUUCUCUUGGCACCAGUGGCAGAGUGGCUCCCCAAACUUUUAAUUAUAUUUCAAUGAGCCCUUGAUAGAAUGUUACUUGACCCCUCAAAAAAUUUUAAAUGUUUAAAUUCUGGUUAGUUUAAGUGUAUUCUUAGAUAAUACUCAAACAAUUAAGACUCUAUCCUCUCUAAAUAUUUUAAUUGUUAUUGAUCAUCUGUCUCUGAUUUUGUGAUUUAUAAUUGAUUCAAUUACAAUCAGAUAAUCGUACAUGGGGCCAACCCGUAAUUAGAUGCAGAGGACCCUCUCCGCGGGCCUUCCACAGCUGCACCACUGUUGGUGAUGAACUAUUUAUGUUUGGGGGUAUAGAUGCGAACAACCAUCUCAUCGACAUUCAUAUUUUCAACACUUCUUCUCAUAGAUGGAGAUCUCCACGUGUCAUCGGUAAUAUACCUGAGCGACGAAGAUGGCACAGUGCAACUCAUUACUGUCAAAGUCUGUACAUUUUUGGUGGCAGUGGGAGAUCUAGUGAUAAUAAUGAUGAGAUAUACUAUAGAAAUGUCUACAUGUUCCAUACAGCUCGUUUCGUAUGGAACCGUAUUGCUACAUUUGGCAGUCUACCAUCUCCUCGCAACAGCCAUGUCUGUUCAUAUCAACUAGACGAGAUGAUUGUGGUUGGUGGUAAAGAUGGGCAUGAUUCUUUUUGUUCCGAUGUCUAUGUGAUGGAAGGUUUAACUUGGAGAGAGCAGCGAACUUCAGGACAUUUGUUUCCCCCCUCGAGCUGGUCAUGCAGCUGUUAACUUUGGUGCCAAUGGAACAAAGUUGUAUAUAUUUGGGGGAUAUAUGAUUCAAAUCCUAUACAACAAUGUCUAUGUACUUG